Molecule: messenger RNA, 681 nt
Organism: Pyrus x bretschneideri (Chinese white pear)
Lineage: Eukaryota; Viridiplantae; Streptophyta; Magnoliopsida; Rosales; Rosaceae
Product: MADS-box protein EJ2-like
Exons: 5
Coding region: 159-653 (164 amino acids)
Biological process (GO): positive regulation of transcription by RNA polymerase II
Cellular component (GO): nucleus
Molecular function (GO): RNA polymerase II cis-regulatory region sequence-specific DNA binding; DNA-binding transcription factor activity, RNA polymerase II-specific; protein dimerization activity
Source: RefSeq, a predicted model, not a curated record
CAGGGGUUUCCAUUUUCUUCAUAUUGCACUAAUCUUUUUAUCCCUUUUGGUAUAUACCCUAAAUAAACAGUCUCCUGAAAGAAAGAUUGUCUACCUCUGAUCUUAACCGAGUCUACAGAGAGAGAGAGAGAGAGAGAGAGAGAGAGAGAGAGAGAGAGAUGGGCAGAGGUAAAGUUGAGAUGAAGAGGAUAGAAAAUAAAAGUAACAGGCAAGUGACUUUUUCCAAGAGAAGAAAUGGGCUGCUCAAGAAAGCUUUUGAGCUCUCAGUUCUCUGCGAUGCUGAGGUUGCCCUCAUUAUUUUCUCUGGCCGUGGCAAGCUCUAUGAAUUCUCUAGCAGUUUAAGCAUGAUGAAAACGCUUGAAAAGUACCAAAGAUGCAGUUAUAGGUCCCUGGACGCCAACCGACCUGCCAACGAGACUCAGAACGGCUAUCAGGAGUAUUUGCAGCUGGAGACAAGAGUUGAGGUCCUCCAACAAUCUCAAAGAAACCUUCUUGGGGAAGAUUUGGCCACCCUGAACAAAAAGGAGCUUGAGGAGCUUGAGCAUCAACUGGAGACCUCCUUGAACAAAAUUAGGUCAACAAAGACUCAAUUUAUGCUUGAUCAGCUUUCUGAUCUUCAAAACAGGGUAAGUCAUGAAUUAAUCUCUUUUUAACAUCAUUGAUCGAUACAUUUUCACAAUA